Messenger RNA from Daucus carota subsp. sativus, 1896 nucleotides. Its product is annotated as inositol-3-phosphate synthase. Gene Ontology annotation, cellular component: cytoplasm. NCBI's taxonomy places the organism in Eukaryota, Viridiplantae, Streptophyta, Magnoliopsida, Apiales, Apiaceae. Gene Ontology annotation, molecular function: inositol-3-phosphate synthase activity. The record is from RefSeq and is a predicted model, not a curated record. The transcript is spliced from 10 exons. The coding region runs from base 137 to 1669 and encodes 510 amino acids. Gene Ontology annotation, biological process: inositol biosynthetic process; phospholipid biosynthetic process.
CACAACAUAAGUUUUGGCUAUAUAUACAAGCACCUUGUGAGGGAAUUCAAGACAUCACACAAACAUAAAACUCUUUCUUUCUUUCUCUCCCUAGGCUUCUUAUAUUCGAGAGUGAGGGAGACAGGAGUUGGUAAACAUGUUUAUCGAGAGCUUUAAAGUAGAGAGCCCAAAUGUCAAGUACACAGAGAGUGAGAUUGAGUCUGUGUACACCUAUGAGACCACUGAGCUUGUUCAUGAGCAAAGAGAUGGGGCCUAUCAGUGGAUCGUCAAGCCCAAGUCUGUCAAAUAUGAUUUCAAGACUGAUACUCGGGUCCCCAAAUUUGGUGUUAUGCUUGUUGGAUGGGGAGGCAACAAUGGAUCAACGCUAACUGCUGGUGUUAUUGCAAACAAAAAAGGAAUCUCGUGGGCAACCAAGGAUAAGGUUCAACAAGCCAACUACUUCGGCUCGCUCACCCAGGCGUCAACCAUACGUGUUGGCUCUUUCAAUGGAGAGGAGAUUUAUGCCCCUUUCAAGAGCCUGCUUCCUAUGGUGAACCCAGAUGACAUAGUGUUUGGCGGUUGGGACAUAAGCAACAUGAACUUGGCAGAUGCUAUGGGUAGGGCUAGAGUUUUGGACAUUGAUCUGCAAAAACAGCUAAUUCCCUACAUGGAGUCCAUGGUUCCCCUACCUGGUAUUUUCGACCCUGAUUUUAUUGCAGCAAACCAAGGCUCUCGUGCUAAUAACAUCAUUAAAGGAACCAAGAAAGAACAGAUUGAUCAGAUUAUAAAAGACAUUAGGGAGUUUAAGGAGGCCAACAAGGUAGAUAAGGUAGUGGUUUUGUGGACUGCCAACACGGAAAGAUACAGCAAUGUGGUUGUGGGGCUAAAUGAUACGGAGGAGAACCUCUUUGCUUCUGUGGAGAGGAAUGAAGCUGAGAUUUCUCCUUCUACCCUGUAUGCUAUAGCCUGUGUUCUUGAAAAUGUGCCUUUCAUCAAUGGGAGCCCACAGAACACAUUUGUUCCAGGGUUGAUUGAUUUGGCAAUAAGGAGGAACAGUCUAAUUGGAGGGGAUGACUUUAAGAGUGGUCAGACCAAGAUGAAAUCUGUACUGGUUGAUUUCCUUGUUGGUGCUGGUAUAAAGCCAACAUCCAUUGUUAGCUACAAUCAUCUGGGAAACAAUGAUGGUAUGAACCUCUCAGCCCCCCAAACUUUCCGCUCAAAGGAGAUAUCUAAGAGUAAUGUGGUUGAUGACAUGGUCUCUAGCAAUGCUAUCCUCUAUGAAGCUGGCGAACAUCCUGAUCACGUGGUUGUUAUCAAGUAUGUGCCAUAUGUUGGAGAUAGCAAGAGAGCCAUGGAUGAAUACACAUCAGAGAUAUUCAUGGGCGGAACUAACACUAUUGUUCUUCACAACACAUGUGAAGAUUCUCUUUUGGCUGCUCCAAUCAUCUUGGACUUGGUUCUCCUUGCAGAACUCAGUACUCGCAUUCAGUUUAAAGCUGAGGCAGAGGGUAAAUUUCACUCCUUUCACCCUGUGGCCACCAUUCUCAGCUACCUCACAAAGGCCCCUCUCGUUCCACCAGGCACACCGGUGGUGAAUGCACUCGCGAAGCAGAGAGCAAUGCUGGAGAACAUACUGAGGGCCUGCGUUGGUCUGGCUCCGGAGAACAACAUGAUUCUGGAGUACAAGUGAUCAGAAGAUGAACGCGAAUAACUGGGAUAGAAAAAUCUGCUCAGAAUUGUUUCUUGAUCAUUUGCAAUUUGAACUCUUUCGAUUAAUGUCGUUUUUCCUACCUGUUCUAAAUUAGUUCUAGACUUGUAGUAUGACCUCGUGUCUUAUCAGUGGUUGUGUGGAUGUAAUGUCGGACAUUUCUCACCACUUAUCAGUCAAGUUCCGAAUGCUCUCUCGAGUUUGAGUUA